Molecule: messenger RNA, 889 nt
Organism: Aspergillus sclerotioniger CBS 115572
Lineage: Eukaryota; Fungi; Ascomycota; Eurotiomycetes; Eurotiales; Aspergillaceae
Exons: 1
Source: RefSeq, a predicted model, not a curated record
CUUCUAUUAGAAUAUGACCACCUCUCUCAGCUUCCCCCCCCCCUCAUCCGCAAGCAUAAAUACAGACCAGCGCCCACCCCCAAUCUUCUCCAACCAUCACUCACCAACAUCUCCUCUCUACACCUUCCUAUCUUCAAACCCUCCCACAUCAACAAUCUCAAUCUAAUCCCAAACACCAUGCACCUCCUCCAAAUCCUCGCCGUCCUCGGCGCCACCAUGACCGCCACCCAAGCCUUCGACUGCACCCCCACCCAACUCCACAUCGGAACCAUCGCCGGCUGCGGAACCAACAAGCGCGGUCCGAACUGGUUCGCCUGGUUCGACAACCAGUCGCCCUGCUCGGGGGUCGAUCUCGGCCUCGUCAACUCCUACAACGACAACGGCCUGUGCAAUGUGACUGCCCAGUUCCCCGGUCGUGGCCAAGUCGCCUUCGGGGGCUGCACCAAGCGUCCCGAUACCAUGUCCCAGGCGGGUCCGCCUACCUCGGUGACACUGCAGGACGGAUAUGUUUUGGAUUGUAGGGCUGCUAGUGAGCGCGAGAUUGCUUGUCCCUCGCCUUGUGAUCGUCGGGCUUCGAUUGCGGUUACUAGUAACUACACUUGUACUGAGAGGGAGAUGUUGUGAUGGAUGAUGAGUGGGUAGGGACAGGGGCUGGAGUGUGGUUUGGAUGUGGCUUGGGUUGUUUCCUGGGUACUUUGGGGGAAUGACUGCAUGUGGGGAAUGUUUGAGUCAUGUCUGUCUGCUCUGGUUCUUUUGUUUCUUCCAUCGGUUAUGAAAAUGUUUGCCGGGAUCAGUUGGUCUUGUUGGUUUCGGAACUUGGUGUGGAAGUUCGAAUUAUCUGUCUUUACUGUGUUGAGCGUGAAAAUGGUCUGUGUCCGGUAGGUAGUGC